This is a messenger RNA of Dromaius novaehollandiae (emu), 1852 nucleotides long. RefSeq names its product arrestin domain containing 2 (gene ARRDC2). The record is from RefSeq and is a predicted model, not a curated record. Gene Ontology annotation, cellular component: cytoplasm; plasma membrane. Bases 126 to 1331 code for a protein of 401 amino acids. The transcript is spliced from 8 exons. Gene Ontology annotation, biological process: protein transport. NCBI's taxonomy places the organism in Eukaryota, Metazoa, Chordata, Aves, Casuariiformes, Dromaiidae.
GUCGACGCCAGAGCGUCACUGCAGAGCAGGGCCUCGUCCCCCCGGGAGGGUCAGGCCUGGGGGCCGGGUUCCCCCGGCGGGGAUAAAUCGGGGGAGCUCGGCGCAGCCGGGGAGACGCGGCAGCCAUGCUGCCCCCGGGGCGGGUGCGCAGCUUGGCAGUGGAGCUGGAGGGCGGGCGAGCGCACGGCGCCUACGGCACCGGGGAGCUGCUGCAGGGCCGGGUGCGGCUGGAGCUGCGCGGAGCCCUGCGGCUGCGGGCGCUGGAGGUGUGCGCUCGCGGGCGCGCCGACGUGUACUGGCUGGAGAACCACAGCGUGGGGCUCAACACCGUCUACUACAGCUACACUGCCUCCCAGACCUUCCUGCACCGCUGCUGCCAGCUCCUCCCCGACAACGGCGAAGUCACCGUCCUGCCGGCGGGAAGACACGAGUUCCCCUUCACUUUCCAGCUCCCCGAGACCCUGGCGACCUCCUUCGAGGGAAAGCACGGCAGCGUGCGCUACUGGGUGAAAGCCAAGCUGCACCGGCCCUGGUCCACCGUGAAGAAGGCCAAGAAGGAAUUCACCGUCAUCGAGCCCAUCGACAUCAACACGCCCGCGCUGCUGGCGCCGCAGGCGGGUGCGAAGGAGAAGCUCGUCCGCGCCUGGUACUGCAAUCGCGGGCAGGUUUCUGUGACUGCCAAGAUCGACCGAAAAGGCUACACGCCAGGCGAGGUCAUCCCUAUCUUUGCCGAGAUCGACAACGGCACCAGCCGAGCCGUGGUGCCCAAGGCGGCCAUCAUCCAGACGCAGACCUUCGUCGCCCGCGGCGCCAAGAAGCAGAAGAAGUCGGUGGUGACGAGCAUGGUGGGGGACGCCGUGGCGGCGGGCAGGCGGGAGGUGUGGCACGGGCGGGCGCUGAAGAUCCCCCCGGUGGGACCGUCCAUCCUCUGCUGCCGCAUCAUCCAGGUGGAAUAUUCCCUGAAGGUCUGCGUGGAUAUUCCCGGCACGUCCAAGCUGCUCCUGGAGCUGCCGCUCGUCAUCGGCACCAUCCCGCUGCAUCCCUUCGGGAGCCGCACGUCCAGCGUCAGCAGCCAGGGCAGCGUCCGCCUGGAGUGGCUGAGCGCCCUCCCGGAGCGGCCCGAGGCCCCCCCCGAGUACUCGGCGGUGGUGUCCAGCCCGGAGGCCGAGCGCAGCCUGGCUCUGCCGUGCCCCCCCGAGCUCCGCGGCGCCCUGGAGGGGCCCUUCUUCGCCUACAUCCAGGAGUUUCGCCUCCGGCCGCCUCCGCUCUACUCGGAGGUGGACCCGAACCCGCCGCCGGAGCCGGCGCGGCCGCGCUGCAUGACGUGCUGAGAGCCGCGGGGGCCGCGGCGACCACGCGCUGAUCCCGGCGGGCGAGCAGCCCGCUGGACUUCGCCCCGGGAAGGGGGACGCGGCGACACCGGAGCCGCCGCGGUGCCGGGACCCCGGUGCCGGCGGCAUGCGGGGGGUGACGCCGCCCCAGUGUUACGGCGUGCUCGGCGCUCGCCCUGCCCGCGGCGGCCGCGCUCUGGCCGGCUCCCGGAGCGGAGCCGGGCCGCGGAGGUGUCUCAGGAUUGCCGGAGGCUGUUUCGACCCUGCUCUGGGUCCGAGCACCGGCGAGAGGCAGGGGUGGCACCGGCAUCGCGCCAGUGGGGUGGACCUGAUGCCCGGCCGAGGGGCUGGCGCAGCAAGACGGGGACGGUGGGUGGGAGCCCCGGGGCCUUCGCCCCUCACUCUGCGCACGGGCACUCGGGGUCCGUGAGCGCUUCUUACCACGACGACUCUUUUCUCCGAUUCUUCCUUUCGUACGACCUGUUUGGGAAUUUUUUGUUUGGAAUAAACUCGUAAAUGCA